AUGGAUCAACCAUCACGAACAUCAUCUCACACCCUACCGCCAGACUCCUCAGAUUCGGACGGCGCCGCAGCGUCCCAAUUCGCCCCGGUGGCCUCCCACACCCGGACGCCAUCGGGCAGCGCUGCCGCUCGCCCGAACCGCCGCUCCUCCAUCGCCUCAAACAUCCUCCGCCCCGUAAAAACAAAGGAGGAAAUCGACCCGGAGCUGGACGUCAACCUCCCCUAUCGAACCCUCUCUCCCAACGCCAACCUCGAUGAGUACCGCGUAGAAACCCGCAAUGGCGAGAUCCCAGCCGGGGUAGGAGACGGCACCGCAGCGGGCCGCGGCGACUACAAGCUGGUCACUUUUCUCCCCAACGACCCCGAAAAUCCAAAGAACUGGAGUAAAGCCUACAAGUGGUACUGCACAAUGGUCGUCGCUAUAACCUGCUUCGUCGUCGCCUUCUGCUCCUCCGUCAUCACAGCCGACAUUGAAGGCGUCGCCCGCCAGUUCCACUGCUCAGAGGAGGCCGCCCUCGUCUCCAUCACCGUCUUCGUCAUCGGCUUCGGCAUCGGACCCCUGGUUUUCGCGCCCCUCUCUGAGAUCUACGGCCGCCAGGUCAUCUACGGCUCGACUCUGUUCCUCGCCGUAAUCUUCAUCAUCCCCUGCGCCGUCGCGAAAAACCUCGGCACCCUCCUCGUCUGCCGUGCCAUCGACGGCAUCGCCUUCUCCGCGCCCAUGACCCUUGUAGGCGGCACCCUCGCCGACCUCUGGCGCAACGAGGACCGUGGUGUACCCAUGGCCGCCUUCUCUGCCGCCCCCUUCCUUGGACCUGCCGUCGGUCCCCUCGUCGGUGGCUUCCUCGCCGACGCUAAAGGUUGGCGCUGGCUGUACUGGAUCCAGCUCAUCUUGGCCUCCGUAAUCUGGAUCCUAAUCUCUUUCACCGUCCCGGAAACCUACGCGCCCACCAUUCUCGCCCGCCGCGCGAAAAAGAUGCGCAAGGAAACCGGCGACGAAACCCACGUCACGGAGCAGGACAUUGACAUGCGGCCCUUUAGCGAGCGCCUGGGAAUCUUCCUCAUCCGCCCCCUCCAGCUCCUCUUCGGCGAGCUCAUCGUCUUCCUCAUCUCUAUCUAUAUGUCCGUACUCUACGGCCUGCUGUAUAUGUUCUUCAUCGCCUACCCCAUCAUCUACCAGAAGCAUAAGGGCUGGUCGGCCGGUUCGACCGGUCUCAUGUUCAUUCCCCUCGCCGUCGGCGUCCUCAUGUCCGCGGCCUGCGCGCCCUGGGUGAACAAGCACUACCUCACCGUGGUCGCCAAGUACAACGGCCACCCGCCCGCCGAGGCCCGCCUGAUUCCCAUGAUGUUCAGCUGCUGGCUCGUCCCCAUCGGCCUCUUCAUCUUCGCCUGGACCUCUUAUCCCCACAUCCACUGGGCCGGCCCCGCCUUCGCUGGUUUCCCCGUUGGCUUCGGCUUCAUCUUCCUGUAUAACUCGGCCAACAACUACCUUGUCGACUCGUACCAGCACCAGGCCGCCUCCGCACUCGCGGCGAAGACCUGUAUCCGUUCCUUCUGGGGUGCCGGAGUCGUCCUUUUCACGAACCAGAUGUACGCGCGCCUUGGUGACCAGUGGGCGUCUUCUCUCCUCGCUUUCCUUGGUCUCGCGUGCUGUGCGAUUCCCUUCCUGUUUUGGGUUUUCGGAGCUCGUAUCCGUGCCAGAAGCAAGCACGCCUACUCUGGUGAUGACGAGGAGACGUCAGGAUCCGAUACCGAGAAGGCCAAGCCGCCAAAGAACGCUCUGGCUCCCACCCGCACCUUCGAGCCCGCGUAA
Messenger RNA from Colletotrichum orchidophilum, 1809 nucleotides. Its product is annotated as major facilitator superfamily transporter. Gene Ontology annotation, biological process: transmembrane transport. The record is from RefSeq and is a predicted model, not a curated record. Bases 1 to 1809 code for a protein of 602 amino acids. The transcript has a single exon. NCBI's taxonomy places the organism in Eukaryota, Fungi, Ascomycota, Sordariomycetes, Glomerellales, Glomerellaceae. Gene Ontology annotation, molecular function: transmembrane transporter activity.